AUGUGUGACGUGACCCGGACCCUCGCCCUGCUGCUGGCUGUAGUGGCGCUGGCGCACGCGCAGGCGCCGAGCCUGGCGCCGCUGGAACCCGACGAGUGGUGGGGGCCGACCAGCAGCCGGGGACACACCGACACCUCCAUAAGAGACUUCCGCGUCGAAUUCGAUGAUGACAUGAUCCAGGAUCUCCGAAACCGUCUGUGGUUUCACCGGCCGCUGACCCCGCCUCUCCAGGGCGUCGGGUUCCGCUACGGCUGCAACACCACCGUGUUACAGCCCUGGGUGGACUACUGGGCGAACGAGUACAACUUCACCCAGCGAGCGGAGUACUUCAACCAGUUCCCGCACUACAAGACCAACAUCCAGGGUCUGGAUAUACACUUCAUCCAUGUAAAGCCAAAACUUUCGGGAUCUUCUGGGAACAUAAAAGUUGUGCCUUUGCUAAUACUUCACGGUCGGCCGGGUUCCAUACGAGAAUUCUACGACGCCAUUCCUGCAUUAAGCUCUCCGUACGAAGAUUAUCCAUUUGUAUUUGAGCUCAUUGUGCCGAGCUUGCCUGGGUUUGGAUUUUCCGAUGCACCAGUCAGACGUGGAGCGGCGCCGCCCCAACUUGCAGUCAUUUUCAAAAACCUGAUGGCAAGACUCGGCCACGACAAGUUCUACGUCCAGGGCGGAGAGUGGGGCUCCUACAUAGGUAGCGCCCUCGCCACCCUCUACCCCGACAACGUGCUGGGUUUCCACUGCAACUUACUGUCGAUGCAGAACAGUUGUACGGAAACCAAAUCUCUAGCCACUGCUAUGCUCGCCUCCAUGCAACUGAGUUCAGCGGAAGCUGCCAAGAUUGCCAACAUCGCGAACCUUAUAGAGGAAACUGGUAACAUACAUAUCCACGGCACGAAACCGGAAACUUUGGGAGCCGGUCUUUCAGACUCCCCAGUUGGGUUCCUGUGUUACUCAUUAGAGAAAUUCGCCUUUGGCACAAAUCAGCAGCACCGUGACGAGCCCGACGGCGGUCUCUCCUUGCGCUUCAGCAAGGAAGAACUCCUCGACAACAUCAUGCUGUACUGGAGCACCAACACCGUCACCACUUCCAUGAGAUUAUACCGCGAGUUCUUUAGCAACAAGAAUCGCGCGUUAGCUAUUGACGACUUCCCAACGCCAGUGCCAACGUGGAGUGUUCAAGCGCCCAACGUGUUCGUAGCCACUACCAAGAGCAAGCUGAAGUUCCCAAAUCUUCUCGGAAUUACCGAACUUGACAACGGAGGUCACUUCUUGGCAUUCGAGUUACCGAAAGUGUUCACAGACAAGGUCUUCCUCGGGAUCAAGGCCAUCAUGGAUUUCCGGAACACAAAAACGGAAUUGUAA
This is a messenger RNA of Bicyclus anynana (squinting bush brown), 1362 nucleotides long. RefSeq names its product juvenile hormone epoxide hydrolase-like. Gene Ontology annotation, biological process: epoxide metabolic process. The transcript has 7 exons. NCBI's taxonomy places the organism in Eukaryota, Metazoa, Arthropoda, Insecta, Lepidoptera, Nymphalidae. The record is from RefSeq and is a predicted model, not a curated record. Gene Ontology annotation, molecular function: epoxide hydrolase activity. Bases 1 to 1362 code for a protein of 453 amino acids.